This is a messenger RNA of Drosophila innubila, 3018 nucleotides long. Its product is annotated as ankyrin repeat and sterile alpha motif domain-containing protein 1B. Gene Ontology annotation, cellular component: cytosol. The record is from RefSeq and is a predicted model, not a curated record. The transcript is spliced from 9 exons. Gene Ontology annotation, molecular function: protein binding. The coding region runs from base 212 to 2851 and encodes 879 amino acids. Lineage: Eukaryota; Metazoa; Arthropoda; Insecta; Diptera; Drosophilidae.
AGCCGACUGCUGGACUGGUGAGGUGGUUCCAGAUUCUCGCGUACAACAAUAAUAUUAAGUUAAUUAUUUAACACUAACAACAAAAGUCAAUAAUGGUCAAUACUUAAAGUAUGCAAGCACAACAGCUAAUAGCUAUUACAGCAUAAGAGGUGUUGAGCUGAUUAAAAUAAUUCUUGAAUACUAAUAGCGGUUGCCUUAAAUUUUCGUACAAAUGGGAAAGGAUCAACAUUUACUUGAGGCAGCGCGUAAUGGCGAUAUUAAAACUGUUGGCAAAUUGCUGGAACUGACAACCAAACGGCAUGGCCCACUGUCCAGUUUUCGUCGCAGUCCCAACAUCAAUUGCCAAGAUGUCAAUGGUUAUACCUCAUUGCAUCACGCCUGUCUCAAUGGACACAGCAGCAUUGUGCGUCUUCUUGUAGCGCACAAAGCACAGGUGGAUGUGCCCGAUAUACGGGGCUCGACGCCGCUCUUUUUGGCCUCCUGGGCUGGCCACCAGGAUAUUGUGAAAAUGCUGCUAUUUCACACACCCGUGCCGGCGAAUCCCAAUGCCCAGACAAUUGAGAACGAGACGCCGCUGCAUUCGGCCGCCCAACAUGGACACAACACUGUCGUGGCCAUACUCUUAUCCUUUGGCGCUGAUCCCAGCAUACGCAACAAUAGUUUUCAGACAGCCCUCGAUUUGGCCGCCCAAUUUGGUCGCCUCCAAGUGGUGCAAACUCUGCUCCGCGUAGAUCCUGAUCUAAUAUCACACUAUCGCCGUUAUAUGGAGGAUGAUGGCUCCGAAAUAUUUGGCUCCACCACACAGUAUGCUGCUACGCCCACGAAGAACUUCUUCACGCACUCUUGCCUGCAUCUGGCCAGUCGCAAUGGGCAUAAGAAGGUGGUGGAAGCGCUGCUCGCAGCUGGCGUUGAUGUUAAUAUACUCACAAAUUCGGGCAGUGCACUUCAUGAGGCAGCACUUUGUGGCAAGAAGUCGGUGGUGGUGACGCUGCUUAAAGCUGGCAUCGAUAUAAAUGCCACCGACGGCAAUGGACGCACCGCACUCGAAAUACUCACCGAUUAUCCGCCCCACGUCACCUAUGAAAUUGUCGCAGUAAUCAACGAAUUUAAGAAUUUGGCAGAGUCGCAGCUGUUGCGCUCGAAACACACGCUGCUGGUGAAUAAUCUGAACAUGGAGAGUGGUACGAGCUCGCUGCCAAAGCGUCUGUUUGAAAAGAACGCACAGCGACCGAAGCUAGCGAAACUUCAUGAACUGAGGAAAAAGCACGUACCAUCAAUUGGACUUUCGCACUCUUUAAGCUCGCUAGAUAAUUACACAAGACCACCGGAAAAUUAUUUGGAAAUGAAGCCGAUCAAGUAUCAAAAGUCUGUCAACGAUAUGGAUGACGCACUGUAUGCCAGCCAGGAGCUAUGGACCACAUAUAAACCGGUCUACAAACAGGCAUAUCCAAGUGCCCUGUUGCAAACUACCAAUAACUUCUCCAAUGGUUCUAUACCCUCACGUUCAUACGAGUAUAUCAAUCUAAUCAAAACCAACUCCAGCAGCGAGGAGAGAAGCACCAACAGCAGCUCUGUAACUUCGCAUAGACCUAUCACUCAGUACGUGGAAAUGUCGCUGCAAUCUCCAGUUCCCAUGCCUCGAACGCAUGUCAAUUUAAUGUCCAGGGAAAGCGACAUAUCAGCAACUGGCAUUGAUAACAACAAUAAUAAUAACAAUAUCAAUAGCAAGAUCCAUCAUCACUCGCCCACACCGGAUUAUCCGCCGCCAACAGUGAUCGAGGCGGAGGCCACGAUCUUCAAUUUCAUGAAACCUGUGUCACCACGUUUGGCUAGAGAUUCGACAGGCACCACAAACUCCUAUUGCUCCGAUCAGGUGGAGGAAUUUGUGGGCGACAUCCCAUUUGCUGGACUCUUCAAAGGCUCUACCUUGAAUUUGGACAUGGUGGAUGGGCGUGGUUCUGUGGCACGUGAGCAUUUACGUUCACCCAGCAUGGUGAGAUCUGUGAAUGCUCUAAGCCAUCGCAGAAGUCUCUCCAAGCAGCGUUUUUCGGCAACUGGCGAGGAUUUUAGUGCUUCACGAGUCUGGGCCGAGAUUGAUACCAUAUUCGAGCAUAUUGGCAAUGAAGUGCUUACGGUGGAACAGGAACAGGAGCAGCAGCAGAAUAAAAAUGAGAAGGAUCGACAGCAGGAGGAGGAGGAGCAAAAGUCAAGCGAGGACUCCCUUAAUAACUCUCUAGAGGAACCAGAUCUGCGACAAUCUCUACACAUACGUAAUCCCGCCGAGCUGCUGUUGGGCAAAUCCGAGAGUCUUGCCUCAAAUUGGUGUCAUUCUCCUUAUACGCUGGUCUAUGGGGAAAUACGCUAUUCUGUAUUUUAUCUGGGCUCAACGGUCAUUCGGCAAUUACAGGGCACAAUUUCGACUCGCAAGUCUAUACAGAAGCUGAAGAUCGAUGAGAACUUAAAGCCAGCAUCAAGUGUGAGUGACAUUAGUCUGCUUGAAAACUGCACCACAUCCACAAAGUAUCUCAAGGCUGCCAAUCUGCAGACGCGUCUUAAAGUGGACAUUGCAGCCUCCUGCCUGGGGGUCAAGUUCAUAGAUCACGAGACAAAGACUGCCAUUUGCUCGCAUGAUAUUGAGAAUAUCAAUUGUGUUUGCCAGGAUGCGGAGGAUAUGCGUUAUUUUGCCUAUAUAACCAAAGAGCAGGAACUGCAUUAUUGUCAUGUCUUUAUGGUCGAUAAUUUGGAACUGGCCAAUGAGAUAAUUCUGACUCUUGGCCAAGCCUUUGAGGUGGCUUACCAGUUGGCGCUAAGCAGGCAAAACACAUCCCUGGUCCUAAAUAAUGAGUGCUAAAUUCGUGUGCCACUAUGCAUUAUGCCAUUAAUGUUUAAUUUCUCAUUUGAAUGUAUAUUUGACUUACUAGUCGUUGAUGCCAUCACUAAGCUGUCAUUAUGUAAAAUAAAUCAGCAUUUGUAAUAGUAUUUUUUUUUUACAUUUUGCAAUAAAAAAUAACGAACAAA